AUGGCAUCUUCUAGCGGUGCUGCCGAGCCUCCUGUCAACGAGGUUCCUGCUGAUGCCUGCUCGGUAUCGGACGAAUCGGACUCCAGCAACGAGGAGGGCUGGGAAGAUGUCGAGCCUGAGGAUGAGUCGCAGCCUGUCAUAGGACUGUUUUCGGACACUGUUUUCCCUGACGUGCGUUCGAUGUUGAAGGAAAGCAAGGAGAAGAACAACUUUGAUCUGCUGAAGAUCCAGAAAGACCUUGAUCUGGAUUUCCUGGACACCAUUAAAUUGGUCAACUAUGUGCGGUCCGAGGUGCAGGCAGGGAACAAGACUCCCGAUGUUUCCUCCAAAGAGAAAUUCGCCGAUGAUGCCUACCUGAAGCCUGUUCUGGAGGAUGACGCUGUUCUGUACAGCUUGGAUGACAUUGCUGAGGACCAGGGCGAGGAUGCAGCCCCCGGUAGCGAGGCAGAGCGCAAGGUUCUUGAGCUCCAGGAGGAUCUGGAGCGCCUGCAGACUCAGUUCUCCGAGUACAGACUCGCCGUGCAAAAGUCGAUGGAAGACCAGUUGACCAAGGAAGAUGAGAAGCUUGAGCCCGGUCAAAAUGCGAAGAGGCCGGUCAAGGAUCGCCUUGAGGAUGCCGACGCCGACUACUUCAGUUCUUAUUCUUACAACACCAUCCACGAGUCUAUGCUGAAAGACGCCAUCCGUACCGAUGCUUACCGUGAUUUCGUCUACGAAAACAAGCAUCUUUUCAAGGAUAAGGUUGUCUUGGAUGUGGGUUGUGGAACCGGCAUUCUGUCCAUGUUCUGUGCCAAGGCGGGUGCGAAGAAGGUCAUCUCGGUCGACAAUUCUAACAUUAUCGACCGGGCUCGGGAAAUUGUGUAUGACAAUGGCCUGGGUGAUGUGAUCACAUGCAUUCGUGGCAAGAUCGAAGAGGUCACUCUGCCCGUUGAUCAGGUCGAUAUCAUCAUCUCCGAAUGGAUGGGCUAUGCAUUGCUCUUCGAGGCCAUGUUUGACUCUGUCAUCUACGCUCGGGAUCGCUACCUCGCCCCCGGUGGUCUAAUGGUCCCAUCUCACGCUACCCUCCGCAUUGCUCCCUUCGCCGAUCCGGAUUUCAUUGCGUCCCAUGUUUCCUUCUGGAACAAUGUGUACGGCUUCAAGAUGACUAGCAUGCAGCUGAACAUUCACGACGAAGCUCUUGUUCGUCAUGUCCCUACUACCUCCAUCCCUGCGGAGUCGGCUGUCUUCCUGCCAUUGCCGCUGCACACCAUCACUGUCGAUGAGUUGACCUUCUUGAAAGACUUCAAGGUAACCCUUGAUAAGGAUAUUGACGCCCUCGAUGGCUGGGCUAUCUGGUUUGACAUGUUCUUUAUGCCCUCAUCUGAAUCUACUGUCCCGGAAAACGCUGUCCCUUCUGAUAUGCAGAAGAAAGGCUUCGUUGGUUUCACCACUGGCCCCUAUGGAACUGAGACCCACUGGCAGCAGACUAUCUGUCUGAUCGAUCACGGCAAGCAGGAGCCCCGGCCUUUCAAGAAGGGCCAGGUUCUUACUGGUAAGAUUGGCUACCAGAAGAAGGAACAAGGGUCACGACUGCUGGACAUUGAUGUCCAGUGGCAAGCAGAUGAUGCCACCAAGGGUAGCCAGCACUGGUCCCUUCAAUAA
Molecule: messenger RNA, 1641 nt
Organism: Penicillium canariense
Lineage: Eukaryota; Fungi; Ascomycota; Eurotiomycetes; Eurotiales; Aspergillaceae
Product: protein arginine methyltransferase RmtB
Exons: 4
Coding region: 1-1641 (546 amino acids)
Biological process (GO): peptidyl-arginine methylation
Cellular component (GO): nucleus
Molecular function (GO): protein-arginine N-methyltransferase activity
Source: RefSeq, a predicted model, not a curated record